This is a messenger RNA of Cynara cardunculus var. scolymus (artichoke), 2169 nucleotides long. RefSeq names its product plant UBX domain-containing protein 8-like. The record is from RefSeq and is a predicted model, not a curated record. Lineage: Eukaryota; Viridiplantae; Streptophyta; Magnoliopsida; Asterales; Asteraceae. The coding region runs from base 306 to 1865 and encodes 519 amino acids. Gene Ontology annotation, molecular function: ubiquitin binding. The transcript is spliced from 11 exons.
CCAUCGAUGGCGACACCAAAUCAAGAAGCAAUCGAGACAUUUAUGAGCAUCACCGGUUCAUCUGAAUCGGUUGCUAUACAGAAACUCACGAUGAGACCCACAAGUGGCAUGCGAUUACGGAACAAGUGAUUUGCGAAGAGGAUAAUUGUGGAUGAGAUCCAUGGCCAAAUCACAUGUGAUUACUGAACACGGUCAACACAAGGGAGCAUGGGGGUGAUCUCAAUGAAGCUGUCAACUCACAUUUCACCGAAGGAGAUAGAAACAUCAGACGUGAAACAUCCAUUGCUGCUCCACAUGAGGAUUUCAUGGACAUAGAUGACCCAAGUCAAAUUGCAUCUCACAGACCUCCUUUCUCACUCUUGCCUUCUGCCAGAGAGAUGAACCCAUUCUCUAUUCUUGAUCCAAACUUCACCAGAAGUAUAUUUGAUAGUGGGCCAGGGUUCAGGAGUGCUGAACCAUUUGUCUCCCAUCCCAGAGAAGUGAGGCAGAUACCCAUUGAGGUCAAGGAUGGGCCCAGUACAGAACCAGGUCAUUCCGGACAUGCUCCUAGAAUUGAGGAUGUCACAGAGACCGCGAUAGAAGGUGUUCCAGAAACUCGUGGGCAUGUGAUUAUUGACGAAGAUGAUGAUGAUGAUUUUCUAACUUCUCGUCAAGCACGGUGGAGUGAACGUGAAGGUGUACAUGACACUCAAUUGAGAGCAAGUGCUCCACUAAUUGGUGAACCCGAUUAUGGCAUUGAAGAAGAGAUGAUUCGAGCUGCAAUUGAAGCUUCCAAACAGGAUUCUGAGAUUGGUCAACGAGAUGAUGCUGUACCUCAUCCGAUGCAAUCUCAGUUAGAGGAUCCUGAACUGGCACAAGCAGUCUCUUUAUCUUUGAAGACUGCUGAGCAAGAGAAAGCCUUACGCGAACUAGGAUCUGAAGUCGGACCAUCUGAACCUAGAAUUUCUAAGCUGGUCGAGGUGGAAGAGGUGGAGACAUUGGCAUCAUCAAAUGGAAGGUUGGAUGUGGGGAGCUCAUCGAUUCAGGAUGAAGCUGAAGAUGCAGAAGAACAACCUCUGGUUAGAAACAGGAGUCAACUUAUGUCUUCUAGCUCCAUUGGCUCUGCCAGAGACAUUGAAGAAACAGACUUGAGUUCACCCUCGAGUCCUCAACACCAACCAAAUAUCAAUCAUCCUGGGAACAACAGGAGUGAUUUCCCAUCUGAUGAAUGGGGAGGUAUCUCAUCGGAGGAACAUGAUGAAGCGGUCAUGCUUGAGGCUGCACUCUUUGGUGGAAUUCCUGAAGGGACUGGAUAUCGUGUACCAUAUGCACCACAUCAGUACAUGCAGAAUGGCUUGGAUGGAACCAUGGGGCCUUAUCCCCGGCCAAUACCUCGUCCUCCAUCACCCUCUCUCACUGCUCAGCGUUUAAUAAGAGAACAACAGGAUGAUGAAUAUCUUGCAUCAUUGCAAGCAGACAGAGAAAAGGAGUUACUAGAGCAGUCGGCCAGAGAAGCUGCUAUGGAAGAAGAAAGGCGAAAGGAGGAAGAGGCACUCAGAAAAUUAGAAGAAGAACAGGAAAUGGAGAGGCAGUUAGCAGCAAAAGAAGCUUCUCUUCCUCAGGAACCUACGUCUGAAGAUGAAAAUGCUGUGACCCUUCUUGUGCGGAUGCCUGACGGAAGCCGUCGUGGUCGCAGAUUUCUCAGGACUGACAAGUUACAGUAUCUUUUCAACUUCAUCGAUGUUGCCCGAGUGGUUAAGCCUGGCAUGUACAGAUUGGUGAGACCCUACCCUCGCCGUGCAUUCAGUGAUGGAGAAAGUAACUUAACGUUGAAUGAACUUGGGUUGACUAGCAAACAGGAGGCGUUAUUUCUCGAGUCAAUUUAGGUUAUGCUCCUAGUAUCGUACCAAAAUAGUUAAUUGCUCGGAAAACAUAGGUCCAUCUCAUUAAAAUACAUAUACCGAAUCUGUGUUUUUCAUUGGGGUCUAUUUCGACGUGUCGUUGUUGCAGAGGGUUACUUAGAUGGUUUGCACAUGUUACAUGGUGGUCGGAGGAGUUUUCACGUAUGUUUUGGUAUGUUGUUAACUUUUACAUUUACGGAGUUGAUAUUGGAUGGCUUUUGCUUUAGCAUCUUUCAAGAUUAACGCAUGAGUAUUUGUGUGAGGAUAUGUGGAACCUUUUUCAGUUCUU